Molecule: messenger RNA, 600 nt
Organism: Aureobasidium musti
Lineage: Eukaryota; Fungi; Ascomycota; Dothideomycetes; Dothideales; Saccotheciaceae
Source: the annotation of a GenBank genome assembly
AUGGCGGGGUCAUCAAAGAAACACCAUGACACGAGCAAACAAUACAGANUCAUGGCAAGAGCAGUCAUGCUGCCCAUCACAAAUUUCAAUCCUGGCACGCCUCGUCUUGAUGGCGUGGAGCCGCGUUUGAAGCAAAUGAUUGCCAACUCCGACGCUCUAGACAGUCAAGUGAGAAACAGGAUGUUCAAUGCCGCAUUCGCUCCCGAGGCCAUAAGGGCAAACGACACACGUCCAGAGAUCUCAGAACAGACGACGGCCGAAGUACUCACAGCCCUUGACUCGCUUCGCAGAGUUGGAGAAUACAAUGCCCGCGCAAAGGAGUCAAGGCAAUUCCUGAACGACACGCUUAGAAAGUACGACAAAUCUGGUGCUACUGCUGGAGCAGAACGCAGGAAGAGUGCUGGCCCAGCUCCUGUUGCACCGAUGAAGGCUGCCNCUGCUGCGGUUAUGGACGGCGUCAAACAACCACUUGCGGCACCGACUGCAGCACCGACUGCACCCAUGAUGAUUGCACCUUUGCCUGCACCCUCUGCAGCGCAGACGAUCCCAUACUCGGCGAAUCCCAACAUUGAUGCGAGCAGAGAUCCUAGAAGACGCUAG